CGGUACGAGAAGGCAUACACACACACAAUCCUUGCUCUCUCUACUACAAAUUCAAACCCUCUCUCUCUCUCAUCCACCUCGAAUCACAUUCUCAAACCCCUGCUUAGGGUUUCAACUCUCAUUUCCGAUCUUCCAAUUCAGAUCUCACUCCAAUUAAUCUUCAUUUUUAUUUUCGAAAUUCGGAUACUUAAAUUGAUACUUGAAUCAAAAAAUCAAUCGAUUCCAUGGCGGAAGAGCAAUCGUCGGCGGCGGCGGCGUCGAGCAACACUGCUGCGGCGGCGCCGCCUUUGGGGCACUCGGUGAUACCGAUAGUGAACAAGCUGCAGGACAUAUUCUCGCAGCUCGGAAGCCAGUCGACGAUCGAGCUGCCACAGGUGGCGGUGGUCGGAAGUCAGAGCAGCGGCAAGUCCAGUGUGCUGGAGGCGCUGGUUGGGCGCGAUUUCCUGCCGCGUGGAAAUGAUAUUUGCACGCGCCGCCCGUUGGUCCUGCAGCUCGUGCAGAUGAAGAAGAAGGGCGAUGGAACAGAUGAGGAGUGGGGGGAGUUCCUGCACUUGCCGGGGAAGAGAUUUUUGGAUUUCAAUGAAAUCAGGAAGGAGAUUCAGGCUGAAACUGAGAGAGAAGCCGGAGGAAACAAAGGUGUUUCGGACAAGCAGAUUCGUCUAAAGAUUUUUUCCCCAAAUGUUCUUGAUAUUGCCCUUGUGGAUCUUCCGGGUUUAACAAAAGUUCCUGUUGGUGAUCAGCCUUCUGAUAUUGAAGCACGUAUUAGAACAAUGAUAAUGUCAUAUAUUAAACGACAAAGUUGCUUGAUACUGGCUGUAACUCCAGCAAAUGCAGAUCUAGCAAAUUCAGAUGCACUUCAAAUGGCUGGAAUUGCAGAUCCUGAUGGUUAUAGAACAAUUGGUGUAAUUACUAAGUUGGAUAUUAUGGACAGGGGCACUGAUGCUCGCAACUUUUUGCUUGGAAAAGUUGUUCCUCUUAGGCUUGGUUAUGUAGGUGUUGUGAAUCGUAGUCAAGAGGAUAUUUUAAUGAAUCGGAGCAUCAAGGAGGCACUCGUAGCAGAGGAAAAGUUUUUUCGCAGUCGGCCAGUAUACAAUGAUAUUGCUGAGCGUUGCGGGGUCCCUCAGUUGGCCAAGAAGUUGAACCAGAUUCUGGUACAACAUAUUAUGACAGUGCUUCCAGGGUUGAAAACACGCAUUGGCUCUGCACUGAUUUCUGUUGCAAAGGAGCAUGCUAGCUAUGGAGAGAUUAUUGAAUCAAAGGCCGGCCAAGGAGCAUUAGUAUUGAACAUUCUUUCAAAAUAUUCCGAUGCAUUCUCUUCAAUGAUAGAGGGAAAGCAUGAAGAGAUGUCGACGUCUGAGUUGUCUGGUGGAGCAAGAGUCCAUUACAUUUUCCAAAAUAUAUUUGUAAAGAGCUUGGAGGAAGUAGAUCCCUGUGAGGACUUAACAGAUGAUGACAUACGCACUGCCAUUCAAAAUGCAACUGGUCCCAAGUCUGCACUGUUUGUGCCGGAAGUUCCGUUCGAGGUUCUUAUUAGAAGACAGAUUGCUCGUUUGUUGGAUCCAAGUCUUCAGUGUGCUAGAUUUAUAUAUGAUGAGCUAAUAAAGAUGAGCCAUCGCUGUAUGGUUAAUGAAAUGCAACGCUUUCCAGUUCUAAGAAAGCGUAUGGAUGAGGUCAUUGGGAAUUUUUUGCGAGAAGGUCUUGAGCCUUCAGAGACAAUGAUUGGUCAUAUUAUUGAAAUGGAGAUGGAUUACAUAAACACUUCCCAUCCAAAUUUUGUUGGUGGGAGUAAAGCUGUGGAGAUGGCAUUACAGCAGACGAGGGCCUCCAGAGUUGCCGCCACACCCAAUGCAAGGCAGAAGGAACCAAUAGAUUCAGAUAAAGCACCGAAUUCAGAGAAAAGUCAAAAGUCUCGUGCGAUUUUUACCCGCCAACAGAACGGAAUUGUUCCAGAGCAGGGUAUUCGGCCUGCUGCAGAUGUCGAGAAAACUGCACCUCCUGUUACCAAUGCUGUAUCGACCUGGGGAAUAUCUUCAAUUUUCGGCAGCCAUGAUAAUCGCGGAUCUAUGAAGGAGAAUUCGACCAGUAAACCAUUUAACGAACCUGUUCAGAGCAUGGAGCAUAGCUUCUCGAUGAUUCAUUUGCGAGAGCCUCCUAGUGUGUUGAGACCCUCGGAAACCCAUUCAGAUCAAGAGGCUGUUGAGAUUGCUGUUACGAAGCUGUUAUUAAGGUCAUAUUAUGAUAUUGUGCGAAAGAACAUCGAGGACUUUGUACCAAAAGCGAUUAUGCAUUUUCUGGUAAACCAUACGAAACGGGAGCUCCAUAAUGUUUUCAUCAAAAAGCUUUACAGAGACAACAUGUUUGAAGAAAUGUUGCAAGAACCAGAUGAGGUGGCCACAAAGAGAAAGCGUACCCGAGAGACACUUCGCGUUCUGCAGCAAGCAUUCCGAACACUUGAUGAACUUCCACUCGAAGCUGAGACAGUCGAGAGAGGCUACAGUGUAAGCACUGAUCAAACAGGUUUGCCAAAGAUUCACGGGCUUCCAACUUCAUCGUUAUACAACACAAGCAGUGGCUCAAACGACUCAUACAACGCUUCACCGAAAAACCAAAGGGGGUCACGUAAAUCAUCGCAUUCUGGAGAGCUUCACUCACCAUAUUAUGCAGAUUUCAACGGCGGUGGGCGCAGUUCGAUGCCUGGUCUUUAUCCAUCGGUUGAUAUUUAGGUUUGUCAUUCGCCAUCUUCGUUACAUGACUCGCUGAGUGCCCAGUCGAGUCAGCAAUUCUUUCUAUUAAAUUGAGAAAUAGCGAAAUUGACUAUUUGUCUUCCUAUCAGUUCCGUAUAGUAUAUCUUUUUGUUCGCUUUUGAUAUGGUUGGUUAUAAAUACCUUUUGCUUACAAAAGCUCCAAUAAAAGUAGGAGCCAGUUCCCGCGCUUUAGGUGCGGUGCUGUAGCCAAAUAUAUUGGAUAACUCUAGUUUUGUUUCGUCAGUUAAACUCUUUAGUUUUUACCAUAUGUUUGGUGCUGCAAUUUUCCGACAGGCUUUCUAUGGAAGACAUCUGUAUAGUUUGCAUUUGUUUAAUUUUGUUUUUGUUUUUUCUGAAAUUCCCUGUAAUCUUUCGAAGCUUUAGUCAGAUACAUUCGUUUA
Erythranthe guttata (spotted monkey flower) is the source of this 3145-nucleotide messenger RNA. RefSeq names its product dynamin-related protein 3A. The record is from RefSeq and is a predicted model, not a curated record. Lineage: Eukaryota; Viridiplantae; Streptophyta; Magnoliopsida; Lamiales; Phrymaceae. Gene Ontology annotation, cellular component: membrane; microtubule; cytoplasm. Gene Ontology annotation, molecular function: GTP binding; GTPase activity; microtubule binding.